AUGCAGCAGAACUUCAUUUCCGUUGUCAGUGCCUUACCGGCAGGACGUUUGUCUGGGCUAAUUCGUGCCCAAAAGGCAGCCAAACCCUUCUCUUGGGUCGAGGAGUCAAAUAUGUACUGGGCUCUGUGGCAUUUGAGACACUACUCCGACCUGCAUAACUACGCAUCUCGUCAGAAUUGGCCCGAAGAGUCCAUGAAAAAAGUCAAAGAACACCUCACAUGGAACGAGAUCGAAGACCUGACUGCCGAAGUCAUUUCCACCGUCGCUGCAGUACUAUCCGACUUGGGCUUAAGUCCAAUCUACUCCUACCCAUAUCUCAGUGAACACGAGGAGUCUAUACAAGGAGUCUGGUGGUAUCCAUCGGAGACACCACCGCCACUUUUCCACUCCUUUGAUCUCGAAGGGAGCAUGGAUAUCGCAGUUUGGCCUUUGCCGCCGAUACCUUCAGAUGGUAUAGUGACAGACAUGUGGAUUCUUGAUGUGAGAGGCUGUGGCCGGACAGUCCCUCAUCUGGGGUGGUACAAGGAUCGGUCUCGGAUGCUAGCGUAUAAUGGGCCAAAUCCUAAUUUCACCAUGCUAAGAAUUCAACCAUAUCGGAGACUAGGUGUUUUUAUUUGGGAUGUAUGGCGCAUGUAUUCCACUGGGUUGAUACACUGGAAUGGUCCAAGUUACAGUGCGCUAAUCCCAGGACCAGAUGGUGAUGCGGAAGUGCUGGAGUUGGUGGGCGUUCAGUUUGUGCCUAUGGGGGAGUGGCAUUCGAGAUGGAUCACACCAGCUUGCUGGGGUUACGUGUUGAAACAUUCUGAACAUAGCAAAAAGAGAAAAGAAAACUUGAAAGAAUAUGUCAUUUAG
Penicillium concentricum is the source of this 852-nucleotide messenger RNA. RefSeq lists its product as uncharacterized. The transcript has a single exon. The coding region runs from base 1 to 852 and encodes 283 amino acids. NCBI's taxonomy places the organism in Eukaryota, Fungi, Ascomycota, Eurotiomycetes, Eurotiales, Aspergillaceae. The record is from RefSeq and is a predicted model, not a curated record.